This is a messenger RNA of Mus musculus (house mouse), 16991 nucleotides long. RefSeq names its product F-box and leucine-rich repeat protein 17 (gene Fbxl17). The coding region runs from base 564 to 2669 and encodes 701 amino acids. The record is from RefSeq and is marked validated. The transcript has 9 exons. Gene Ontology annotation, cellular component: SCF ubiquitin ligase complex; cytoplasm; nucleoplasm. Gene Ontology annotation, biological process: protein quality control for misfolded or incompletely synthesized proteins; regulation of smoothened signaling pathway; protein ubiquitination. NCBI's taxonomy places the organism in Eukaryota, Metazoa, Chordata, Mammalia, Rodentia, Muridae.
AUCCGCUUCGGGAGAGGGGCGUGAGCCCGGAGGCGUCCAGGCCACCUCCGUGUGCAGCCGGAGGGAGUGCGCGGCCCCGUCAGCGCGCAGCCCCGAGGUCCCCGCUUCUCCCCCGGCGGCGCUCCCGCCCCUGGGUGAGACCCGCGCGCCCCCGCGGGCGGCUCCGCCCCCUCCCGGAGCGGGCGGCGCGCUCCCGCGGCGACGGGCCGUGUCGCGGGCUCGCGCGCCGCCGGCCCAGCCGCAGUUAAAAUGGUCCGAGUCGGGCCCGCGCUGCCCCCGCCGCGGCGCUGACUGACUGAACCGGCUGGCCUGGCCGGCAGACUCGCUUCCCUCCCUCGCGUCCCCACAGCUCGCGCCCGUCCUCCUCCCGGCUCCCCGGGGGGCAAAGCAUGUAGCCCGCGUCGGGCACCCGGGCGGCCCGCAGCUGACGCCCACCCCCGCCGUCGCGUGUGCCGGGUGCGCGGCGCGGGCGACCCAGCCAGCGGCCUGCCCCGCCGCCGGAGCCCGCCCCUCGGGCCUCCCUCUCCCGCCCCGUCCCGGUCGCCCUCCUCGGGGCCUUCUAUAUGGGCCACCUUCUCUCGAAGGAGCCGCGUAACCGCCCGAGCCAGAAGAGGCCUCGCUGCUGCAGCUGGUGUCGCCGCCGGCGCCCUCUCCUCAGACUGCCCCGCCGGGCUCUGGCCAAGGCGUCCCCGCAGCCCGCGGCGCCCCGGAGCCGGGACUGCUUCUUCCGCGGGCCCUGCAUGCUCUGCUUCAUCGUGCACAGCCCCGGCGCGCCCGCCUCCGCCGGCCUAGAGGAGGAGCCGCCGCUCUCGCCACCGCCGCCGCCGCCGCGGGACGGGGCCUACGCCGCCGUCUCCUCGCAGCACUUGGCGCGGCGCUACGCGGCCCUGGCCGCCGAGGACUGCGCCGCCGCCGCACGCCGCUUCCUGCUGUCCUCGGCCGCCGCCGCCGCCGCCGCUGCCUCGUCGCCCGCGUCCUGCUGCAAGGAGCUGGGGCUGGCCGCCGCCGCCGCCUGGGAGCAGCAGGGCCGGAGCCUCUUCCUGGCCGGCGUGGGGCCCGUGCGCUUCCUGGGACCGCUGGCCGCCGUGCAGCUCUUCCGGGCACCGCCGGCGCCGCCGCCGCAGGCCGAGCCCGCCACGGCCCUCGAGAUGGUUUGCAAGCGGAAAGGGGCCGGGGUCCCCGCCUGCACCCCCUGCAAGCAGCCCCGUUGCGGCUGCGGGGGCUGCGGCGGGGGCGGCGGCGGCGGGGGAGGGCCCGCGGGAGGAGGUGCCUCGCCGCCGCGGCCGCCCGAUGCCGGCUGCUGCCAGGCCCCGGAGCAGCCCCCGCCGCCGCUCUGCCCCGCGCCCGCCUCUCCCGCCUCAGAGUGUGCCCCCAUCGUGGCCGCCGCCGGGGACACAGUCCGAGCCGGGGGCACCGCCCCCUCGUCUGCCCAGCAGCAGCCCGAGAGCGGCGACGCGGACUGUCAGGAGCCCCCCGAAAACCCCUGCGACUGUCACAGGGAGCCGCCCCCCGAGAUCCCAGACAUCAACCAACUGCCGCCGUCCAUCCUGCUUAAGAUAUUUUCCAAUUUGUCCCUGAACGAACGCUGCCUUUCUGCAUCGUUGGUUUGCAAGUACUGGCGUGACCUUUGCUUAGAUUUCCAGUUUUGGAAGCAGCUGGACCUUAGUAGUCGUCAGCAGGUUACUGAUGAAUUAUUGGAAAAAAUUGCCUCCAGAAGUCAGAAUAUAAUUGAGAUUAACAUUUCUGAUUGUCGAAGUCUGUCUGACAGUGGCGUGUGUGUCCUAGCAUUUAAGUGUCCUGGACUUCUUAGGUAUACAGCCUACAGGUGUAAGCAGCUUUCUGACACCUCAAUCAUUGCGGUCGCGUCUCACUGCCCUUUACUGCAGAAAGUCCACGUAGGCAACCAGGACAAGCUCACCGAUGAAGGACUUAAGCAGCUGGGCUCAAGAUGCAGAGAACUCAAAGACAUCCAUUUUGGCCAGUGUUACAAGAUCUCAGAUGAAGGCAUGAUUGUCAUAGCUAAGAGCUGCCUGAAGUUACAGAGGAUAUACAUGCAGGAAAACAAAUUAGUGACAGAUCAGUCAGUGAAGGCAUUUGCUGAGCACUGUCCUGAACUCCAGUAUGUUGGCUUCAUGGGUUGUUCAGUUACUUCCAAAGGAGUCAUUCACUUAACCAAGCUAAGGAACCUGUCCAGCUUAGACCUCCGUCACAUCACUGAACUGGAUAAUGAAACCGUGAUGGAAAUCGUCAAGAGGUGCAAAAAUCUCAGCUCUCUGAAUCUCUGUCUGAACUGGAUCAUAAACGACAGGUGUGUGGAGGUCAUUGCAAAGGAAGGACAGAACCUGAAAGAGCUGUACCUGGUGUCCUGUAAGAUCACUGAUUAUGCACUGAUAGCCAUUGGGCGAUACAGCGUGACCAUAGAGACUGUGGACGUCGGAUGGUGUAAAGAAAUCACAGAUCAAGGAGCCACCCUGAUUGCACAGAGCAGCAAGUCCCUGAGAUACUUGGGCCUGAUGAGAUGUGACAAAGUCAAUGAAUUGACAGUGGAGCAGCUGGUGCAGCAGUACCCGCACAUCACCUUCAGCACCGUUCUGCAGGACUGCAAGAGGACCUUGGAGAGAGCCUACCAGAUGGGCUGGACCCCCAAUAUGUCCGCUGCCACCUCCUAACUCUCUUCCUAUGCCCAGGUCUACUCAGGCCGGUUCAGCAGAAUGGAGAAAUGGGGGGCUCCAAUAGGGGGUCUUUCGGAAAGGUUUUAACCGUCACCUGUCAGUGUGUGUACCCGAGUGUUCCGUUUGUGUCUUGUUUGCAUUCUGCAUAGCAUAAGCGCACUGUUACUUACCCCAAGGUGAGCUGGCUUGUUUUCCCUAAAACAGAAGAUUAUGAAAACCAGGACCUUUUUGUUUUUUGUUUUGUUUUCCAAUUCAAACGUCUAUUUCUCUAAAAAGACUUUGUGGAAUCUCAAGUCAGAAAACUGGUUGUAUAGUUUUGAGCUUUUAAGUUCUGACACAUCUCGGAAAUGCUCGCAGAAAGGCUUUGUUCGGUGAUAGGUAGGCUACUUGUACGCUUCUGAGAAGACCAAAACAGAAGUGAUGUUGCUCUAACUAGAAGCCUGGAGACUAGAACCCCUCAAAAUCCUGGAGUACACAGCUAAAGUUCCACUCUCUUGUACUGUCAUACACACAUGCUAGGUCAGGUUCUCGCUUGGUAAAUUCUUUCCUGCCAGAGGAACCUUCCUGGGUCAUGAAGAGAGCAUGCCUUCCACUGUGGCUAUGCCUAACGUACUGUGCCCAGUGGUGGACAACUUGCUGUCUUAUAGGUAACUUAGGAAGUAGACUGAAUAAAGCCUUUUGUAAAUUUGUAUAUGGAGGCAACAGUCUGAUGUCCCCUGGCCAGCUCACAAAAGUUAAUUAUUCAUUAUUCUGUAAAUGCAUUCUGUUAAGUAAUAAAUAUUUUAGUUGGUUUUGCAUUAACACUGUGUUCGCUUUUACUGUGUGGACAGUUACUGGUCAAGAUGCAUUUUAGUGACAUUUGGGGCUAAUCUUGGCAUUAUUCACAUUGAAGCCAUGAAUGUAAUUAAUGGUGUGCAGUUAUUUUAAAAAUUUUACAGAUCAUUUCAUUAUUUUGGUAAUUAUGAAAAUAUAUUCUGAGGUGGGGUAGUUAUUGAUAGAAGAUUAAUGAAUGAGAUGUAUGUAGACAAUCUUCCUAUUGUAUUUUUUUCCUUUGCUUUGGGAUUGAGAACAGGUUUUUUGAAUAUAUGCAUGUUAUAAUUUUAAAUAGUUCUUACACUACUGCAAAGAUCUACUGUUAGCUAACGUAUGAGCUAAGGAGAGAAUUUAGAAAAUCUGUUCAUUAAGAUUCUGUUUACACUUGCCAGAAAUACAUAUUUUAGUUUAAUUAAGUAUUACCAGCUUUUACUUCUGUCAGUACCUAUCAGGAAAGGAGUGUAAGUUUUGAUGUCACACAUUUCUACAGUCAGCCGUUGCAGGGACUCAGGCUCAGAUGACCUCUCCUAUGUCUGGAUUUAUAAGCAGGCAGCAGGGAGCCUUUUUAAGCUAAAGAGUGAUUAUCUUUCGUAGUAGGAAAAGCAAAACCUUGACUUUUGAACUUGCUAUUUAUUCUCCCUGUAUGUGGUCUUUGGUCUUUAACAAUUAUAAUGAGGUUUGAGUUUGUUUCCUAUAAAUCCCAGCCCUGCGGAAGCAAUGCUAGCUGUAGGAGGCAGAAGCUGCCUUCCAUUUGCACACCAUGCACGUGUGUGUAACAACUCCUUCUCUGUAGAAAAGGUUUGUUUCCCUCCAGUUUGUCAACAUGCUUCUGAUGUGGCAGUUUAUUGUUUUAAUCCCAAUCAGUUAAAAAACAAAAAGUACCUUUUUCAUAACCAAAUAGGAGAUUUUAUGUGACAUAUGUAUUAUUACAUCAUUACCAUAGGAACCAAAGUCUAGUCCCAUGGAUGUUAUUUCCUCUUCCAUUUUAAUUGAGUCAUGAACAUGUACCAAAACCAGCUGGCAAUAUGACAGUCAUUGCGACUGAAGGGUCAGUUGGAGUCAGGCCUACUAUGACUAUCGGUAAAUAGGAGGUUUUUCCUCUUGGGCACUAUGCUUAGAAGAUUAACUCAGCUCUCCUGCGGGAUGUUUAAUACACGCAUUGCCGCUACAUGGGACUCUUCAGUCACCAAAACGCAGCCAUCUGCAGGAACAUAUUCCCAAACUAAAACCAUAUCUAAGAUCCUUCAGCGCCCAGUCCUGUGAUCUCCCUUGGCUAAUAACGAACUGUAAGGAUGCCAGCAGCUCAUGAAGAAAGGGAGACUUCCAAAAGAGCCUGCGUUGUUUGAUUCAGCUGUUUUAUUCACAACAGGAUGGAAGAGACAGUCAUGCAUUUCUGAAAGUUUUUCCACAGUUUGGCAUCACUUGAAAGAUCUGGAGAUGAGAAGCAUUGAUGGAAAGUGGCCCGAGGACACAGGGCAGGCUGAUGCUCGCUCACUAACUCUUCUGUAGCCUGAGAUCUCCUCAGCCUGUGCCUUGUGCAUGCAUGCGCGCCCACAUGCCCAAAUGCACCAUUCAGCCAGAAAAGAUGACUACAGAACGCAGUCUGUUCAACUUUGUGAUUAAUAUAAUAGAAGAUGGAAAAACGAGUCACUAAAUAAAGACUUGUUAAACCUAACAGUCUCACAAAUAGAUGCUGCCCAAGUAAGUCUGCGUGGCUCCAGACAAUGGUGAUUUUUUUUUAAAAAAGGAAGACAUUAUACCAAAUGAAUGUAGACUGCCCAGAAAUCUUGAUUUUUGUUGACAAGAAAUGUUUUUGCUGUAUUUCUAAGCAGCAUCUUGCAAUGGAGUCACUUACUAAUGGGUGGGGUUAAAAACAUCUUGCUAAUUAUAUUCAAAUGAAGUCUUUAUUAUACUGUUUCUUCAAUUCUAAAUAAAAAAAAAUGGAUUACAAUACAGGCUUCAUGGAUGUAGGGAGACAAAUACUGAGAGGCACUCUUGGAGAUAACAAAUAAUUGAGCUGAAUGUGAAAAUUAAGCCACCAGCACCUUCAUUCCUAGAUAAGACAGAUGACUGGAUCUGCUCUAAAGCAAACCAUAAAUCUGGAAGAAAGCUUGCCUUGGAGUAAAUUUGUACAAAUGAAUAUAUAGGCCACUCCAACUCCCUUUCUUCAUGGUUACUGUUGCAUUUACCACCCCACUUUUCCUUCAGCUUCACUCCUGAGUCAGCCAGAAGCUAGAGCCAGUGAGACGCUGGCAGAUGACCUCACACACAGGCUUUGCAAGGUCAAAGGUAGCGGUGCCAGGGAAAUAUAAUGAACCAAUAUCCUUGAAACAAUAACAUUUUGAAACAUUUUGCCUUGAAAGAAAAGUAAGUGUGUGUGUGCGUGUGUGUGUGUGUGUGUGUGUGUGUGUGUGAGAGAGAGAGAUUGCAUUUGUGUGUGAAUGUGAGUGUGUGUAUGUGUAUGUGUCUGUGCAUGAAUAUAUGUAUGUGUGUGCAUGCAUGCAUAUGUACUUGCAUGCAUAUAUAUGUGUGUGUGCAUGUAUUUGUAUGAUUGUGUGUAUGAGUGCAUAUGUACAUGCAUUUUUAUAUGUGUGGGAGAGAUGUAUGUGCAUGCAUGUGUACAUGUGUGUGUGCACACGUUUGUGAGUGUGUAUGUGUCUGUGCAUGUGUAUAUAUAUGUGUGUGCAUGCAUGCAUGUGCACUUGCAUGCAUGUAUAUAUGUGUGUGUGUGUGUUCAUGUGUGUGUAUGAGUGCAUAUGUGCAUGCAUGUGUGUAUGUGUGAGAGAGGUGUAUAUGCAUGCAUGUGUAUGUGUGUGCACAUGUUUGUGAGUGUAUGCAUCUGUGCAUGCAUGUAUAUAUGUGCGUGCAUGUAUGUAUGUGCAUUUGUGUGUGUGUGUGUGUGUGUGUGUAGUCCUAAGGUCAGGGGGAAGCAAGCUCUGUGCAUAGCACUUCACAAGUCAGCUGACAGAUACUGCAAACACCCAAAAGACUUCUUACUUCACAUUAUGAGAGACAGGUAUGUCCCUUGUUCCAAAUGUAACCUCCCUUCCAACUCCAUUAAAAUAUCUUCCUCCUUCUUUUGCUCUCAUGUUCUUAACGAGGUAGCUCAGUUCUACCAGCUCUUCCCUCCCUUUUUUUGUCCUCUGUUCCCCCUUCUCGGCCCUCAUGGCUCUGAUCCUGUCAGUCUGCAUGUAUGCUUGUCUGUCCCUACCCCUUCCCCUAAUCGUCACUUCCCUCCCUUCCCCCCAAAUAAACCCCCUUAUACCAGAUCUGUUGCAUGGAGUGACUUCUCAGGGGAGCACCUUGGUAUGCCCCGCAGGUACUCCCUCACUGCAUUAUAUGUGAAUACACACACACACACACACACACACACACACACACACACACACACACAAGCCUUCCGAAAGGGCUAACAACAAUCUUCAUGUCAGUACCACUGAACCAUGGAAAAGCAUUUGGGGUUCAAUAUGGGAUAAUUAGAAACCUUACUGCCAAGGAAACUCUUGCUUUUAUGCCCACAUGGACCUAGGCACCUGUAUCCCCAGGUCACAUAUAUAAGAGAGGAAUUGCUAAUAUUUGCACAUCCUUAAUUUUAUUGUAGGAUGCCACAAAUCUUGCAAAGGAGUUGAGCCAAUUCAGUUUUUACCAAAAAGCUAUAGAAGCUCCCAUCAGCCCCUAUGGCAGUCUCUUUACCCUGUGGUCCUGGCUUCUCUUUGAUCCUGGUUUGAGUUGGUGGCAUUCUCUAAAAUAUUUUAAAAGCCAGAUAUAAUUUUAUGUUUUUAUUUGCCACUUUAGAAAAGUUUGUGGAGACACUUUUAAGUCAGUGUUCCCCUUUCCAUUUCAAAGGAGAGAAAGGUCAGGGUGGGAAGAGUAAACGCAGUGGCUUCACGGUGGAUUGUAGCUGUGAAGCGAAAACUAUGCCGAGGGCAAGGAGGUGAGAGACCUCUAGAGAUGAACAGAUUAAGAAGUCAACAAGCUCUUCCCUCUCCCCUUCUUGUGGUCUUAUUUGGCCAUGUGAGGAAGGAAGCCCUUCUCCCUCACUUAAGUGAGAAGUUUCCGGACACCUCAAUUGGUUGAGUGUGGCUGGCCAUCGUGAUGAUGACAAAAUGGCACUCAACCGGGUUAAAUAAGACUGGUGGAAAAGAGCUGUCGCUGUUCUUCAGCUGCAGCAACAAAGCUAAGUCCUCUGGAAAUUCAGAUGAAAGGCGUGAGGUACCAAAAAUAAUAAUUUGUCAAUUUAGUUGUGGAGCACAGAGGACGCGUAAAAUGUGGGGAAACCAAAAUAGAGAUCCUGGAAGGAUUUUAUAUUUAGCUUGCUCCAAAACUGCGUUUGAUUUCUAACUGUUUUAAGGAAUCGGGAAUAGAGAUCAUAGAUUAUGCAUUGCGGGCAUAGUUUGCAAGGAUGCUAAUAGAUAAUGGGAAUCAAAGAAAAAUGCCCCGGCCUCACAUCAAAAGAACAGUGCUGAGCAUGUGUGCACGCACACACAGCUUUAUCGAAAAAUAAAAUAUUGAAAACGUUUAUCUGCAUAUAAGCCUUUUCAAUGUUUUGGUCAACUUUCUCAAUUAAAUAACCAACUAGCUGAUGUUACCAUAGUAAGGAAGUUUUCCAUGAGCCACUCAGACCAAAGCAGAUGCCCAGCUCAUGGAAAUCACAGUCUGGAAAUAAACAUUUUUAAAAAUUGAGGUAGACUUUCCCUACAGUAAAAUAUACAUCUCUAACUUUAUGAAAUUUGAAGAAUGUUUGAAACACAUGUCCUACAAGAGCUAUGUCUUAUGUAAAUGUUCAUGAUGUGUGCUUGUGCGUGUGUGCUUGUGCGUGUGUGUGUGUGUGUGUGUGUGUGUGUGUGUGUGUGUGUGUAUACCACCCCAGAAAAUUCCCUAAUUUCCUACUAGCAAAGCCAAGGGCUGUUUUUAAAUGCCAUCACAUAUUUCUUGUGCCCGUUACCUAACACUUUAUGAAUGAAAUCAAACAAUAUGUGUUAUUGGUGUAAUUUUCUCCCAGAUGAUUUUUCUUUGUGGUUUAUCUAUUGUAUGUCAACUUGAUGCAAGCUAUACUCUAAGAGGAGGGGAACCUUAGCUGAGAAACUGCCUCCAUAAGAUUAAGUUGUAGGCAAGCUUAUAAGGCAUUUUCUUAAUUAGUGAUUGAUGAGUGAGGGCCCAGCCCGUGUGGAUGGUGCUACCCCUGCACUUGUGGUCCUGGAUUCAACAAAAAAAUCAGGCUCUUCAAAAGCCAUUGAAGAGCAAGCAGUAUCCCUCAUGGUCUCUACAUCAGCUCCUGCUUCCAGGUUUCUGCCCUGUUUGAGUUCCUGUCCUGACUUCCUUCAGUGAUGGAUUACAAUGUAGAAAUGUAAGCCAAAUAAACCCUUCACUCUCCAACUUGCUUUUGGUCAUGGUGUUUCAUGAUAGCAAUAGUAACCCUAAGACAUCCAUGCUGUGCUACCAACCGUAGCUGAGUAGCAAGUGUAUAAUGGGAGCACUACUUACUCCAUUCUACUAAUGGAUACCUGAGUUAUUACCUUGUUUUACUAAGUUAAUUUUAAAAAUAAGCAAACACACACACACACUCAGAGCACUAAAGCUUAAGAAACAAAAAAGAAAAAGAAAGAAAGAAAUUGCUCAUUUGACACCAGAGGACAGAAAGCAGCUAAAUGUUUUUCCAUAAACCCUUUGGCAAGUGAUACUAGCCGCCCCCUCCCAUCUCUCUCUCUCUCUCUCUUUCUUGCAAACACACAUAACAGUAAAAUUCCCGAGUCAUAGGAUCUGUUAUGUAUGGACCUCGGGGGGGAAACUUCCAAGCUCUCCUAAGUCAGUGGCAACUUUUAAGGUUGUAGCACCCAAGAAUAAGAGAUCAAAUCAGCCCACAUUCCAACUGGCACUUGAUAUCAGUCCUUUAAACUUAGCUUGUCGCAAAGGCAUGUGUGGCUGCCUAUUGUGUAAUGUUAAAUGCUGUUCCCAGGUGACUAAUCAUGUCAAGGACAUGUGCAUGUAUGCUUAGUCCUUGCCUGGUCUCUUUUGUGACAUUAGUUUUUUGUUUGUUUGUUUUUUGUUGGUGGUGGUGGUGUUUGUUUUGUUUUGUUUUUAAUCUACACUACAGAGCAGUUGAUUGGUCUUUGUGAUGGUUUAUAUAUGCUUGGCCCAGAGAGUGGCACUAUUAGAAGGUGUAGCCCUGUUGGAGUAGGUGUGGCUUUGUUGGAGUAGGUGUGUCACUAUGGGUGUGGGCUUUAAGAUCCUCAUCCUAGCUGCCUGGAAGUCAGUAUUCUGCUAGCAGCCUUCAGAUGAAGAUGUAGAACUCUCAGCUCCUCCUGCACCAUGCCUGCCUGGACACUGCCAUGUUCCUGCCGUGAUGAUAAUGGACUGAACUUCUGAACCUAUAAGCCAACCCCAACUAAAUGUUGUCCUGUAUAAGAGUUGCCUUGGUCAUGGUGUUUGAUCACACUUAGUAAAACCCUAAGUCAGUCUUAGUAUAUGUUUCCUCGUUGAACCCUGUUAACAUUUUGUAGUAAGUAAUUGACAGUGUAUGUGUCCUGUCUCCUAUUGUAUUAUAGGCUUUUAUUCUGUAUCUCAGACCAACACUACAAUGCUGUGUGGCUUUGAAUGCCACACUCACUGUCUUAGUCAGGGCUUCUAUUCCUGCACAAAAAAUAUGACCAAGAAGCAAGUUGGGGAGGAAAGGGUUUAUUCAGCUUACACAUUCAAAUUGCUGGUUAUCACCAAAGGAAGUCAGGACUGGAACUCAAGUAGGUCAGGGAGCAGGAGCCGAUGCAGAGGCCACGGAGGAAUGUUACUUACUGGCUUGCUACCCCUGGCUUGCUCAGCUUGCUUUCUUAUAGAACCCAAGACUACCAGCCCAGGGAUGGCACCACCUUCCUUGAUCACUAAUUGAGAAAAUGCCCCACAGCUGGAUCUCAUGGAAGUAUUUCCCCAACUGAAGCGCCUUUCUCUGUGAUAAUUCCAGCCUGUGUCAAGUUGGCACACAAAACCAGUCAGUACACUCACCUACAUGGACAUUUACAUAUUUUCCAGUUUUGUUCUUUCUUUAUAUUUAUUUUACAAUUGCAUUGUCAACUUAAUAAACAAGCUUAAUAAAACGAUGCUGAGAUCUGUUUCAAUGACGUUGAUCUGUAAGUAACUAACACCUUAGUGUUAUCGACUCUCCUGCUCCAUAGACUCACCUCUUUAUCAAAGGCUUCCCACUUAAAUGUCCCACUCCCGGCUAAGCAAAGUCGUGCACUCUUUCCUUUAAUCAACCCUAUGUGUUCUCUGCCUUUUGAUGCUACUACGAAAGGAACUGAAGACUUUCUUGGUUAGAAGUGCAAUUUAGUUGUACGAAUUGUUUCUGAAUUCAGCGGCCUUGCUAAGUUCACUCCUUGGUGGUAAAUACUUCCUUUUCAGUAUGAAUUUUUUUUAACCAAAGAAAUCAUGCCACAUACAAGCAAAACUGUAUUGAUUUCUUUGCGACACUAUGUCCUGUGUUUCUUGUUCAUGGUGAGCCUACUACACUGGCUGUGGUGGUGGGUGUGACGCUGAGUGGCUGUGAUGAUCGGAGUCCUUGCGUCUGACCUCAGCAUCUGUACCUGCCCUUCACAGAGCUGAAAUAUUUACGUGCCCUGUAGUUAUUUUUUAUUAUGAUAAGUGGGCAAUAAGCUCAGUCAAUCGUCCUCGUUCCUGUUCAACCAUACUUAACAUUUCUGGUUCUCCUCAAUAUGUCAUAUUUAUAUGUUUCUUCUGAUUUGUUUUCUUUAUCCUGUUUGUAAUUCUGGAAGAUAGAUUAGUAUAAUUAUAGAAGUUCUAUCAUGUUUUUUGUUUGACUAUAGCCUCAUAGCAUUCAUCUAUUUCCUAAAAGAAUUGAUGUUGAUGCAAGAUUAGAAUAAUUUCUGAAAGCAUAUGAAGGACUCCUGCAGUCACAUGACCUAGACUUUCAGUAAAGACAAACUUCUGGAUUUUGUGAUUGGUUCAGUAUUUCUUUGCUUUUGAGUUGGAGAAAUUGUUGAUGCGAACUUGUUCACAAUCCCUUAUUAUCUUGUUACUGUGUAUAGAAUCUGGCAUAUUGCUCCACCACUGUCCUGGUAUUGGUCAUUUGUGUUUUAUCUGUAACAAAGCAGAAAACACAAGCCUCCACAAACUGAAGGUUAUCAGCCAAUAACCCCCUGAGGCCAAAAAAAAGUUAACAAAGAGAAAUAAGAAAAAUCAUAAUCUCUCAAGUACAUGAUCUACAAAUUUAUCUGACCCAUAUUUAGAAAGCAAAAUCAGCCAAUUGAAAUAGACAAGAUUCAACUUAGAUGUUGGUAUUAUAAAGAUAAAUCUAAAUUCUGACGGGGGUGGUCACAAUGAGUUCAUAGAUGGGGAGUGGUCACAGUGAGUUCACAGUUGGGGGAGUGGUCACAGUGAGCUCACAGUUGGGGGAGUGGUCACAGUGAGUUCACAGACGGGGAGUGGUCACAGUGAGCUCACAGUUGGGGGAGUGGUCACAGUGAGUUCACAGACGGGGAGUGGUCACAGUGAGUUCACAGUUGGGGGAGUGGUCACAGUGAGCUCACAGUUGGGGGAGUGGUCACAGUGAGUUCACAGAUGGGGAGUGGUCACAGUGAGCUCACAGAUGGGGAGUGGUCACAGUGAGUUCACAGAUGGGGAGUGGUCACAGUGAGUUCACAGUUGGGGGAGUGGUCACAGUGAGCUCACAGUUGGGGGAGUGGUCACAGUGAGCUCACAGUUGGGGGAGUGGUCAGAGUGAGUUCACAGAUGGGGAGUGGUCACAGUGAGUUCACAGAUGGGGAGUGGUCACAGUGAGUUCACAGUUGGGGGAGUGGUCAUAGUGAGUUAGCAGAUGGGGAGUGGUCACAGUGAGCUCACAGUUGGGGGAGUGGUCACAGUGAGUUAGCAGAUGGGGGAAUCUCAGCAGAGAAAUGGAAACUAAGAAAAAAAUAGAAAAUCUAGAACUGAAAAGUACAAUAUCUGAAAUAGAAAAUUCACUGAAUAUGGGCUUAGAAGCAAAUUCAAGUUGGCAGAAGAAAGUGGCAAAGGACGAAAUAUAUAUAUAUAUAUAUAUAUAUAUAUAUAUAUAUAUAUUCGGGAGAAAUUAUCCAAGCCGACGAACAGGGAGAAAGAGGCUUGGUAGGUGGCGAGUGCUGCAGCAAGUCAUCUAAUGCAUGUGCACUUAGGAUCCAAGGACAAGAAAAGAACAGGAGAGAGAAACACGACAGCAGCCAACUCCUGCAACUUGAAGAGAUUUAAAUUCCCAGCCCUUUCUUGCCAGUGUCAGGCUGUGCUGAAGAAUUGUUUUAAUCUCUCCAGUCCUCCAGUUCUUGCUUUCACUGGCCUCUUUAUCUGUUUCUCGCACAUGGACAGAAUUUUGCCAAAGAUUUGCAGAAUGGACUUGCGGAUUCUGAGGGGUCUCUUUACCUUCCAGGGUUUCUCCCCCUUGGUUUCCAGCACCCUGAGUAGCCUCAAACUCCGUUCUGUCAACCUUCAAUUCUGUAAGACCAUGGCUCUCUGCUCUGUAUCACACUGCAGAGCAGGAAAAGCUCUCUCAGGAUACUAAGGCAAAGCCCACACAAGUGUGUUGUUGCUGCUUCCUCUGCCUUGCCUCUGUCUCUCUCUGUCUCUGUCCCUCCCUCUGUCUCUGUCUGUCUGUCUAUCUGUCUCCCCCCCUCUCUCUUUCUCUGUCUCUCUCCCUUCUCUCCUCUCUCCUCUGUCCUCCUUUUCUCUUGUUGAUGAUAUAUACACACAUAUGUAUUCACAUGGAAUCAAGAGAUGAACUUCAAGUAUCUUCCUAGAUUGCAUUUCACCUGAUUGUUUCCUAUGUAUAUGUAUAUAUAUAUGCACAUAUAUAUUAUGUAUAUAUAUGAAUGUGUGCCAACAUUCAUGUAUGUAUAUAUGACUUGUGACAACAUGUAUGCCGAGUGCCUGAGUAAGUCAUAAGAUGGCAUAGGAUAUCCUAGAACUGAAAUUACAGUUGGUCGUGAGCCGCCCAUGCACGUGCUAGGAACCAAACCCAGGUCCUCUGCAAGAGCAUUAAGUGUUCCUAACCAUGGACCUAUCUCUCCAGCCCUUCCACCUUAUUUUUUGAGGACAGGAUCUCUCAGUCACCCAGGAGCCCCCCAAUUCAGCGGACUUGUCAGCGAGCUCUAGGCAUCUGCCUUUCUACACUCCCCUGAGCACUGAGGCUCCAGACUCUUUCUGUGCCUCGACAGCACUAUGUUGACCAAGCCUGCCAGCCCUAUGGUACCUUUCUUUAAAUGGCCGAAUCCCUGGUUAGUAACUUCUAACUUUCUUCUGAUCUCGGGGGUCUCUCAUCACUAGAAAUGAUGCUUGUGUGUGCUAGUCUAGUGUGAGCUUGUCUGUCACUACCAAAAUAUUCCUGAGGUACUGUUCCAAGGAGGCCGGAUUUAUACACCCCAGCAUUUCCACUGGCGUAAGUACUGUGCUCGGCCAUAAGGCAACACCUCAGAGCCUCCUGAUAACCAAAUUCCCUUCCUUCCCAAAUAAUGGAAGCCCACUUUGAUGUGAAACAACUUUGGAUACCACUUUUUAUGGCAAUGCAAGCUCUAGCUGGUGACUAAAGAGUAUGUAAAUCAUGGAGACUUUGGGUGGUCUCCUUUAAGGGGAACCACACAGCAGAAGGAAGAUCUUUUCUCUCCUUCCUGCCAUAUUCCAUGACAUAGUGAUUAGAAUCCCGCAUCAACCUUCGAUCAUGAACCAACUGCAAAAAGAUGGAGCAGAGACUGAAAAGUUGGGUGAGUCUCUCGCUCUAUUCACCAGGGGUGUACCGGACUGCCCAGUUGAUGCUAAUUCUGAUGUAAAAAAAAAAAAAAAAAGGAGGCCCCACACAAAUCACAAAUGCACCAAUAAAUACAAGUGUAUCCCUCCAAGAGAACUCUUUCCAAAGAGUAAGUGGGUAAGGCUGAAGACUCGUUAUGAUGCACCCAAGGAGACCCCUGUCUGGGCCUUCCCCUUCCAGUCUAUUCUGGGGCUGCAGUUUUAUCAGCUGCAGUGUUAAGGAAAACAACCUAAUAGCCUUUCCCUAUUGCAAUAGAUGUCUCCACACUAUAGAUAAUAUUACGUCUUCGCUAAUUCUAAGGAUCUAAUGGAGACUUUAUGUUUGUAUGUAAUUUGUUUAAUGCAGUCACAGGUCUUUGCUGCUAAACAAGCCGCCCCUCCCCGUUGUUUUCUAGGAACCUUAAACAACAGCUUCUGUUCCCCUGGGUUUCAUAGAUCUUAGUCCAUCCACAAGGAGGAAUGGAAAUGCGAAGAAUAAAUUUUUAGGGUUCUGCUCUCAAAUAUUCCCCUAAUUUUUAAGAGGCUGGAGCCAGUCACGGAUACAAGUAAAACACAUUUCCCCCAAUGCUGAGUCUGAGACUGUGAAUUGAGACAGGGAAAUGGUUUUCUUUUCUAGAUGACUAUUUUUCAAACUAGAAAUAUGUUUUGCAUCAAUGAUGUGUUAAGGUCAAGUCAAGGAAAGAGACAAUAUGUCCCAUGUCACGGAGACCGGGAUAAUGAGAGUGUUCUCUGGGAGCUGGCGUGAGGCUGUUCAUUUCACCGGCGAAAGGUUACACCAGACAGAUUGUUUCUCAUUUGAUGUCUUAAAUUAAACCGCUGACAUGGCCUGCCUCAAAGUUAGAAGCUUCUGUUUUCACCAAACAGACCCUAAAGGAAAAUUCCUAUUUGAGAGAGUUGGUCUCCAAGCUGCAGCCUUUGAGGAUUUUCUGUUUUCGAGUCUUGCUUAGGAAUUCAAACAGGUUUUCAACUGCUGGGCAGCUCCUAAUGUGAUCGUGAAGGGGGGCCCGGUGGAUCUGAGGCUUGGCAGUUUGUUAAAGUGCUGUGUAGGAUAGAAGCAAGAUAAAUGUUGUCUAAGUAAGAUUCAGAAACAGUCAUAUACAAGAUGCACACGUGUUCAGACAGGAAAUUGCUGCUGCUACAAAGAAUCCAUCUACCUAUUUGAGAUGUACUUUGGUCAUCCCCUUUGUUCUAAUCCUGGCUUGCCCUCCUCAAUGACCAUUUUGCCUGCCUCUAAAAUUCAGAAAUCAAACGUUACGGUGAGAGCUCAGCUGACCAGCAACACUAAUAUUUCAGCAUGGCAGGGGCUGGCCCAGGCACCGAUGUGCAGCUGAACCAGGUCCCCAGAUGGUUGAGGAAUCCUGGCCCACAGAUCUUAAAGAAACGUAGUGGUGCUAUGCCAGACACAAGAUGGAGGCUGGGGAACUGGGCAGUAAAUAUCUUAGGCAAGGCCUGCUUACAGGGCACUUUCGUUGAGAUAGGGUAGGGAGAGCAUAUAAUAAAUAAGGGGACAGCUGGGAACAUUUCUGGUGGUGUUAAGGAUUAGGACAGGGAAUCAGAGAAUAAUGGGGUGGGGUGAGGAACACUACUAUAAAUAGUGAGCAAGGAAAACCAGCUAGAGAGGAAAAAUUGAUAGAAAGAGAUACCAAGAGAAACAAAGUACAAAGUAUCGAUAAAAAGAGAUACAAAGGAAACAAAGUACAAACUAGUGGGUAAGGGGUCAGAAAAUGUACAUCUGGCCCCUGAUCUCCGGUUCUUUGAAUAUCAGCAACUACUUCAUGUCCUCAUCUGUCAACUAGGACUAAAAAGUACAAACUAGUGGGUAAGGGGUCAGAAAACGUACAUUCUGGCCCCUGAUCUCUGGUUCUUUGUAUAUCAGCAACUACUUCAUGUCCUCAUCUGUCAACUAGGACUAAAAUGACUCAUGGGUGAUGGGAGAAAAUUGUGUGUAAUAGCUGUGUGAGGUACUGCUGGCAGCCCCAGCCAACCCCCACCCCCACCCCUGGCCAGGCUGUAGGCUCCUUGACCUUUCCCUCUGACUCACACGGGGACAUCCAAGGACAGUGUGAUUUAGAGAUGCAAAGGGAGGUAUUAAGAGUUGGGCUUUGCAUCCUUAAUCUACAGCUUCCCUGAGCACCAGACACAAACUUGGCUUCAGUUCCCAGAUUGGAGUUUCUUCCCCCCCCGGGGGGGAGGGGGGCUUUUCACAAUCUUCGGGUGAUCUGGACCUUAAAGCCACUGCCUCUACCAUCUAUCUCUACAUCAUCUUACCUUAGCCUAUGGUUCUUCUUCCCCAAGCUGACACUCCCAAAUUGGUAACUCUUGGCACAUGAUCUUCAUCUUCUUGUGCCCAUUCAUUUUAGGCUGUAUGAUGUACUCGGUGACUGUCACCUUUUUGACACCUGAAGCUGUGAUUUGAGACUUCUUGUACAACUGUCAGAGUGUUUGGGCCUUCUGUCCUGACUACUGGGUCAGGAGGAAAGGGUGUCCCACCCCUGUGAUGUAUUCCAGAAUAGAUCCCAAGUUCUCCCAGUCUGCAUUUCAGAUCAUGCCCUCUUAUUCCCCAGUCACAACAAAUUGCCUCUGGUUAAUUUGAGAAAUGUCUGUAUUUGGUGUUUCUGUAAUUUUAUUUUGUGUUUCAGUUGAGUAAGUGUUGCUGAAUAUCUGUAGAAUGUGUGAUAAUUUUUGUAAAAAAAAAAAAAACUCAAUAAAAGAAACAUUACCAUAGAAAAA